UCGCAUAAAAAAAAACAUCUACACGCCACGUCAGUUUCGGCAACAAGAGACUUGCUGGAAAAGCCGAUUUAUACGUAGCGAAAGUAGAUUGUUUUUGUAGAUUUACUGUGUUUCGCCCAUUGCUGCAUACCGGAAACCGCAUCGACAACUAUCACAGCGUCAUGGAUUUGAUGGUUCGCUACGUCUCGCCGGUAAACCCGGCCGUGUUUCCACAUUUGGCGAGUGUGUUACUGCUGUUUGGCACAUUCUUCACAGCGUGGUUCUUCGUGUUCGAAGUAUCCCGCCCAAAACAACCGUCCAAGGAGAGCGUCAUCUUUAAGGAGCUGGCUAUCAGUUUGUUCGCAUCACUGUUCCUUGGAUUCGGUGUGCUGUUUCUUCUGCUUUCGGUUGGGAUCUAUGUGUAACGGAAGUACCUCGUGUAGGAGUUCUUUACCGCAUCCCAUUUCUUCAACACAACAUUCUAAUCCGAAUCUUACUCUCACGCAACCCAUCCACGAGGAAGAUAUGUGAUGGUUUUACGAAUGAAAUGCACCGCAGCAAGGGAAAAAAAUUGCCAACAGCACGAACAAAUGGAUUAAAAUGUGUGUGAAGUAAGGUGAAUGUUUUAAUUUGUAAGCAAAUUGUCAUAAGAAAUACACGUCAGACCAAACACACACUCACUUUCCUCUCACGGAAGGGCAUUGA
Molecule: messenger RNA, 684 nt
Organism: Anopheles funestus (African malaria mosquito)
Lineage: Eukaryota; Metazoa; Arthropoda; Insecta; Diptera; Culicidae
Gene: kud
Product: transmembrane protein 258
Exons: 2
Coding region: 162-404 (80 amino acids)
Biological process (GO): protein N-linked glycosylation
Cellular component (GO): membrane-bounded organelle
Source: RefSeq, a predicted model, not a curated record